This is a messenger RNA of Penicillium taxi, 1047 nucleotides long. Its product is annotated as aldo/keto reductase family protein. Lineage: Eukaryota; Fungi; Ascomycota; Eurotiomycetes; Eurotiales; Aspergillaceae. The record is from RefSeq and is a predicted model, not a curated record. The coding region runs from base 1 to 1047 and encodes 348 amino acids. The transcript is spliced from 2 exons.
AUGCCUCUUGUCGCACAAAACCCUCUGCCGCGUCUCAUCCUUGGAUGCAUGACGUUUGGACCCAGCGAGUCCAAGGGUGCCCGGAUUACUUCGGUCGAUGAGUACAAGCGGUGCCUGGACUACUUCCAGCAGCAGGGGUUCAGUGAAAUCGACACUGCACGAACCUACGUCGGUGGAGAGCAGGAAGCUUUCACAGCUCAGACGGGCUGGAAGGAACGCGGGCUGAGUCUCGCUACUAAGUUUUAUCCACAACAGCCUGGCGCCCACAAGCCUGCUGUCUUACGCGAGAACCUCGAGCUCUCGUUGAAGGAAUUGAACACAAACCAGGUGGAAAUUUUCUACCUCCACGCUCCGGAUCGCUCAGUUCCUUUUGCUGAGACUCUGGAAGAGGUUAAUAAGCUACACAAGGAGGGCAAAUUUAUUCAACUGGGUCUUAGCAACUACACUUCCUUUGAGGUGGCUGAAAUUGCCACUCUCUGCGCCGAGAGGGGCUGGGUGCGCCCCACUAUUUACCAGGCCAUGUACAAUGCCAUAACCCGUAAUAUCGAAACUGAGCUUAUCCACGCCUGCAGGCACUACGGCCUCGACAUCGUUAUCUACAACCCUCUCGCUGGAGGCUUGUUCUCUGGCAAGUAUAAAAUUGAUGAUAAGCCUUCCGAAGGCCGCUACAGCGACAGUGCUUCCACGGGACAAAACUACCGUCAACGCUACUUCCGGGAUACAAACUUCGAGGCUUUGAGCAUCAUUGAGCCUGUUGUUAAAAAGCACGGAUUGACUUUGCUGGAGACUGCCUUGCGUUGGGUUCACCACCAUUCAGCCCUUAACAUCGGCAAUGGGGGUCGAGACGGUAUCCUGGUUGGUGUGAGUAGCUAUGCGCAGUUGGAAGCGAAUCUCCGGGAUUUGCAAAAGGGCCCUCUCCCCGAGGAAGUGGUGGAGGCUCUGGAUAAGGCCUGGUUGGUUGCCAAGCCAUAUUCCGCGGACUAUUGGCAUCUUGAAUUGAAGUACACUUAUGAUACCCAGGAGGCCUUGUCCAAGCCGAAAGCUUGA